This is a messenger RNA of Magallana angulata, 1849 nucleotides long. Its product is annotated as protein DDI1 homolog 2-like. Bases 71 to 1432 code for a protein of 453 amino acids. Gene Ontology annotation, biological process: proteolysis. Lineage: Eukaryota; Metazoa; Mollusca; Bivalvia; Ostreida; Ostreidae. The record is from RefSeq and is a predicted model, not a curated record. Gene Ontology annotation, molecular function: aspartic-type endopeptidase activity; protein binding. The transcript is spliced from 8 exons.
GCGCAUGUGUAGUGAAAACGGAACUUUUGAUAAAAUGUGUUUGCGUGAUACGAGAAAAACAUUUUAAGCAAUGCAUAUCACAGUUACCACUCUCUCCGACCAAAUAUUUUCAUUAGACGUUAGUGAAGACCUAGAGUUGGAGAAUUUUAAGGCGUUAUGUGAAUAUGAAAUUGGUAUUUCGGCCUCAGAAAUUGCUAUUUUAUGGAAUGGGCGCCCCCUUCAUGAUGACAAAAGAACAUUGGUGUCUUACGGGAUUAAAAAUGGGGACAUGUUAUUGUUGCAACAUAUGCGUGGACCUUCACAAGCCCCAAACAGUCCACAGCAACCUGCACCAGCCAUACCUUUGAUUGAUUUUGGAAGCAUAAAUAUACCUGGUCAACCUCAGACUCAGGGGGCCCAGGGUCCUAGUAGGGCAUCUGGAGGAGGUCAGCGACCACUUGCCCCUGAUGACCCGGAGGUCAUAAGACAGAUGCUGCUCGGCAGUCCACAUGAGUUGUCAUUGUUGAAAGAGAGAAACCCCCCUCUUGCAGAAGCUCUACUUAGUGGAAAUAAAGAAAAGUUUAUAGAAGUCUUUAACAAACAGCGAAAAGAGAAAAUGGAAAAAGAGAGAGAACGAAUCCAGCUAAUGAAUGCUGAUCCAUUUGACCCGAGUGUUCAAAGUGUCAUUGCUGAGGAAAUAAGAAUGAAGAAUGUGGAGUCAAACAUGGAAAGUGCUAUAGAGUUUGCCCCUGAGAGCUUUGGACAGGUUGUGAUGUUGUAUAUUGACUGUAAGGUCAAUGGGCAUCAUGUGAAGGCAUUUGUAGACUCAGGAGCACAGAUGACUAUCAUGAGUCAGGCAUGUGCAGAGAGGUGUAACAUUAUGAGACUGGUUGACCAGAGGUGGGCGGGUAUAGCGAAAGGAGUAGGAACCCAGAAAAUCAUUGGAAGAGUGCAUCUAGGUCAGAUUCAGAUUGGCAAUGAUUUUCUUCAGUCAUCUUUCUCAAUACUAGAGGAACAGCCUAUGGAUAUGCUUUUGGGGCUGGAUAUGUUGAAAAGACAUCAGUGCUGUAUUGAUCUUAAGAAAAAUGUCCUAAUCAUUGGAACAACAGGAACAGAAACUCGGUUCCUGAGCGAAUCUGAGCUCCCUGAUCAAGCCAGACUCAACUUUAGUCAACCCAUGUCUCCAAAAUCUCAAAUGUCUGAAGACGCUCAGCUAGCAGAAGCCCUCGCCAAAUCCCAAAAUGAUGGUACACAACCAGGUCCAUCCAGUGAAAAUAAAACAGUCAAUCCAAGUGCCUCAAUCAAAGCGGACUAUCCGGAGGAGGUGAUCCAGAGACUAAUGAACAAUGGAUUCUCCAGACAGGAAGUGAUACAAGAACUAGGAGCAGCCAAUGGCAAUGUGGACCAGGCACUUGCUGCACUGUUUGCAAAAUCCUUCCAGCUUCCAAAAUGAUGAAAAUAAAAUUUACUAGUGUAAAUGUGAUGAAUGUUGGGAAAUAUGUUAUGAUCAUGUAGAGGUUGUUAUGUUACUGGGUAUUAUUGCUUUGUAUACUAAGAUGUAUGAUUUCUUGUUCUGUAGUUUUUUAUCACAUUUUUCAAUGCAUUUAAGUUUGGCCUUGUUCUCUUCAUAUUUAUUGCACUUCUUUACAUGACAGUUUGUUUAGCAUAAAGUUCUCAUAUUAAUGUCUCAAUAAAGGAGAGCCUCUCGAUGUACGCCUGUAGUUUUACAUUUAACCAGCUAUAGUACAAAUGUACAUGUACAUCAUAUUAUGUGUAAAUCACACAAACAAAUUUAAUGCCAGAAGCAGGGGUGUAAGAUAUACACUGUAUAUUUUAAAAUUGUUCCAAAUAAAAAAUAAUACAGGUUAAA